Lutzomyia longipalpis is the source of this 1589-nucleotide messenger RNA. Its product is annotated as BTB/POZ domain-containing protein 3-like. The record is from RefSeq and is a predicted model, not a curated record. The coding region runs from base 103 to 1539 and encodes 478 amino acids. The transcript is spliced from 2 exons. Gene Ontology annotation, molecular function: protein binding. Lineage: Eukaryota; Metazoa; Arthropoda; Insecta; Diptera; Psychodidae.
CAUUCGCAGCAACAAGAAGUUUGAAAUUGUGGAGUUUUCUUUGUUAAAGUGUGUGAAUUUCAAUAUUUUGGAUAAUUCUUUUAGCAUUUAAGGUGUUAAAACAUGGCUUCUUCUUCAUCGAACUUCACGAAUUUUAGUCAAUGGAGUGAAACAUUAAAACGGAUUCCUAAAGGAAAAUUUGCAAAUUUAUUCCUGGAUGAAACUCAAUCUGACGUUACAUUACUAGUUGGACCAAAACGCUGGCCUUUUCCUGGACACAAAGAAGCAUUGAGCUCUGCAUGUUGGAUAUUUAACGUUGCAUUAUGUUUGCUGAAAUUGGACGAAAUAAUCAUUGAGGACGUGAAACUCAAUGAUUUUCAAUUAUUUCUGGAAUUCCUGUACAAAGGAACAAUUGUACUUAACAUCGACAAUGUGUGGGAAUUACUUAAAUUAGCCCACAGAUUCGAAGUGAAGCAUCUUGAAGAAUUUUGUGAAGAUUUUCUGAACAAAGAAUUAAAUCUUGGGACUUGUAUGAAUUUUUAUGCAAGAGAUACAUUUCGAUAUGUGAGCCUAGAGCUUAACAACAAGAUUAGGGAUAUGAUAUGUAAUCACAUGAGUCGUUUGGGUUGUUUGAAUGUUGAUUCUAAGAAUCUUUCAAUAAGUAAGAUGAAAAUCUUAGCACAGUCACAUAAUACGAAUUGUUCUGAAGUUUUCUUGUUUAAUAUGUUGUUAUAUUGGGCAAAAGAAAAUUGUGGAAAGGCAGGAAUUCCAAGUGAUCUAAAAAAUCUUAGAAGAAUUUUGGGUGAUGUCUUCUAUGAGAUUCGUUUUCCAAAUAUGCGAAUGGAAGUAUUCAUUGAUAUUCUUGCAGAUUAUGCAGAUUUAUUUACAACAGACGAAAUUUCGAAGAUUAUUAAAUGUAUAAAUAAUAGGAAGUGGUAUAAAUGUAUGGAAGAAAUUGAAAUUCAGGCAAAGGUUGAAAAAAGGCCACCCAUUAAUAUUAAGGAAGAGUCAUGUGGAAAAUUUAAAAAUACUUUCAGAAGAUACAUUCUAGAUUGUAGAAUAAAAGUUUCAUGGAUAAUGAACGAAGUUUUUUUGUCAGAUAACAAAAAAAGAGUAUUUUGCAUCAAUAAAGAACCAUGUCGUUCACCCCUUAUGUCUAAGACGAAAGCAUUUAUUUCUAUAACAUUUAAAACUAAAAAACCAAGAAAUUUAAUUGGAUUUGGAUUUCUUGCAGAAGAUAAAGUUAAUUUACAAGAUAAAUUUUUUAUUGAAAUCAAAAUUUCCCCCUUAGUAAGACAUGCACAUGUAAUUUCUUAUGGGACGAUGGGUUCUAAGACAAGUAAAUUACCUAAUAAUGUCACUUAUAGAGAAUUUUAUUUUACACAAAAAGUUUACAUUGAUCCAAAAUAUACUUAUGAUUUUUUUGGUCAUUUUAAAGAAGAGUUACCAUAUUGUUUCGAUUAUUCCUGUAUUGAUGAUUCCUUUAGAGAUCCUACAAUAGAUUUUCAUUCCGCAGUUCGUUCCAGAGCAGAUGUACCCUGUUUGAUAUUUGAUGAAUAAACUGAUUUAAACAUUUUUUGAAUAAAUAAAAAAAUACUUUGAGAAAAUAA